Zophobas morio is the source of this 2032-nucleotide messenger RNA. Its product is annotated as protein croquemort-like. Gene Ontology annotation, cellular component: cytoplasm; membrane. The transcript is spliced from 9 exons. NCBI's taxonomy places the organism in Eukaryota, Metazoa, Arthropoda, Insecta, Coleoptera, Tenebrionidae. The coding region runs from base 272 to 1831 and encodes 519 amino acids. The record is from RefSeq and is a predicted model, not a curated record. Gene Ontology annotation, molecular function: scavenger receptor activity.
AUGUGUCCGAAGAUUCAUUAGUUCGAACGAGUUCGAAAGAUGCGGUUGUGACAUAUCUAGACUUGAUAAUCGUUUGCGCACAAAACAAUAAAAAAGAAUCGCAUUUUUGCGUAGUGAUGUGUUUAAUGUUGUGUUUAAUCACCGUUUUAAAUGUGGGUGUUUCUGUGAUAUUCGUCUAAAAGCAGUUUGAACCACGACUGUAGAGUAAUAGGUCAAGGAGCAGGAAGUGAUCGGGUUAUUGUUAAGGUUGGAAGAUUUUGGAUAAUAGGAGAUGGAUAAUACAAUGGAGGAACCUCUUUUGAACGAAAAUGGUUCAACGUACACGGAGACACCCGUUAGCAGCAGCCCCAAAAAAAAAAUUAUGCACGGCUGCUGCACACCUACCUGUCGCAAAUGGACGCUGUUUGGAUUUGCUGCGUUCUUCCUCCUAUUCGGAAUUCUUUUAGUAUUGUUUACAGACGACAUAGUACAAGCAGUCAAAAAUCAGGAACUUAAUGUAGGCUCUAAUAAAACCAAAGAGUAUAAAAAUUGGGAGGAAACCCCAAUACCCAUGUACAUAGAUUUCUAUCUCUUCAAUUGGACUAACGCGAAAGAAGUGAUAGAUUCGAAGUGGACCAUCAAACCCAAUUUCACCCAAUUGGGUCCUUACAGUUUCCACGAGAAACACUAUCGUAAAAAUGUGAUAUUCAACCACAAUCGGACAGUUACCUACCAGACGCAGAGAUUAUGGCAUUUCGCCCCAGAAAAGACCGUAGGGUCUCUGGAUGAUUCCAUAACCACCAUCAAUCCAAUCUUACUUACUGUAGCAAAUAUGAUUAAGUAUAAGCAUAGUCUUGUAAAAAUGGGCAUAGAUUUCUUCUUAGAAGAGAAAAAAAUUAAUUUAACCGUGACUAAAACAGCACGAGAAUUUUUAUUUGAUGGGUACGAGGAUCCCAUAUUGGAUCUACUUAAGAAACUUCAUUUAAAGAAUAUGGAUAUACCAUUUACAAAGUUUGGAUGGUUUGCUAAUAGGAACGGAUCGAUUACUUAUGAUGGUACUUAUAAUAUGUAUGAUGGUAGUGAUGAUGUUAGAAAAUUGGGGAAAUUUACGGCUUGGAAUUACGAAGAAAAAUCUUCGUAUUAUCCAGGCCAUUGUGGGCAAGUGGGUGGUACGAGUGGAGAGCUGUGGUAUCCUGUUAAAGACGAUAAAACUAUACAAGUUUUUUCGGCAGAUGUUUGCAGUACGUUAACUCUCGAGCGUAACGGCACCUUCGAGAUGCUCGGAGUACAAAGCCAUAAAUUCGUAGCAACCGAGCAAGUAUUCGACAACGGAACCUUACAUCCAGAAAUGGCCUGUUUCAGUCCAGGGGAAGUCGUCCCAAGCGGCGUACGCAAUAUAUCUGAGUGCAAAUUUGGAGCGCCGGCGUUUUUGUCUUAUCCUCACUUUUACCUAGCGGAUCCCUUUUACACCGACGCCAUUGUCGGUAUGAAACCCAACGCUUCAGAACACCAAAUGACCAUGUCGAUCGAACCCCAAACAGGGAUUCCCGUACAAGUUAAAGUAGCAGCACAAAUAAAUCUCAAAGUCGAGAAAAUCGACAAGAUAAAGUUGUUGGAGAACGUUAAAACUCACUAUAUGCCUGCUCUGUGGUUUAAGCAGUACGCAACGGUAAACGAAUAUUUGGCCGACCAAGCGAAACUAUUACUUACUUUACCAUCAAUCGGGCACUACACGGGGUACGGGAUUGUAGGGCUCGGGUGCCUUCUUGCCUUCAUUUUUGGGUUUGUCACGUGGAAGAAACUGUGGAGAGGUAGUGAUCAAGAGAUCUUAUUGAAUCAAGAUGCUUUUUAAUACUCUGUUCCGAUAGCGCGACGAGUGGGGAUGUGUAGCAAUACUUGUAAUUGAUCAGGGCUGUGAUAGUUACUACUUGACCAUUUUAUAUUGUUUGUUUGUUCCAAAGAUACGUUUAAUAUAUUGCAGUAUCGUGUAUAUAUGUACUUAUAAUGGAUUUGUAUAAAGUGUAUCGUCAAAGAAUAAAUUUUGCAGUUGAAA